Molecule: messenger RNA, 6738 nt
Organism: Myripristis murdjan (pinecone soldierfish)
Lineage: Eukaryota; Metazoa; Chordata; Actinopteri; Holocentriformes; Holocentridae
Gene: dock4b
Product: dedicator of cytokinesis 4b
Exons: 53
Coding region: 146-6094 (1982 amino acids)
Biological process (GO): cell chemotaxis; small GTPase-mediated signal transduction
Cellular component (GO): cytoplasm; plasma membrane
Molecular function (GO): GTPase activator activity; guanyl-nucleotide exchange factor activity; small GTPase binding
Source: RefSeq, a predicted model, not a curated record
AGCAGCGCUUUCUCCCUCUACAAUCUAAACAAUGACUCCUACUACAGAGCGGAGGAAAUCAAUCCAGUAGAAUGCGUUACACAGCACCAAAAAACUAUUUUCCAUUGCUGUUCCGACCCCUCACUUAAAUGUGCCGACCGUAACCAUGUGGAUACCCACAGAACACGAGAAAUACGGCGUCGUGCUGGCCAGUUUCCGAGGGACGGUCCAGCACGGCCUCCCGCUGGAGAUUGGAGACACGGUGCAGAUCCUGGAGAAAUGUGAAGGCUGGUACCGCGGAUUCAUCCUGAAGAAUCCAAACACCAAGGGCAUCUUUCCAUGCAGCUACAUCCACUUGAAGAACGCCCACAUCAAGAAUAAAGGGCAGUUUGAGACGGUCAUUCCAACAGAAGACUCGGUCAUCACCGAGAUGACGUCAACAUUGCGAGACUGGGGUGCCAUGUGGAAACAGCUCUACGUGAAAAAUGAGGGGGAUUUGUUCCACCGCCUUUGGCACGUGAUGAAUGAAAUCCUGGACCUGAGGAGGCAGGUGCUGGUGGGUCACCUCACCCAUGACCGCAUGCGGGACGUCAAGCAGCACAUCACAGCGAGAUUGGACUGGGGCAACGAACAGCUUGGCUUGGACCUGGUCCCCAGGCGAGAGUUCAGCAUGGUGGACCCGGAUGAAAUCAGCGUCACAGAGCUCUACAGACUGAUGGAACAUCGGCAUCGCAAGAAGGAGACCCCCGUGCCCGCCAGCACCCAUCACCUGUUUGUCCACAUGAAGAGUCUGAUGAGUGCCAAUCUGGGGGAGGAGCUGGAGGUCUUCUUCCACAUCUACGACGGACGGGAGAACCGCCCGCUCAGUGAACGGUUCUUUGUCAGGCUGAAUAAGAGCGGGGUGCCCAAGUCGCCAGAGAAGACAGAGAGACAAUGCACUCUUUUUGUGGAUCUGGGCAGCAGUGAUCUAAGAAAGGAUGUCUACAUUGUUGUACACAUCAUAAGAAUAGGGAGGAUGGGAGCGGGCGAGAAGAAGAACCUAUGCAGUGUACAGUACAGGCGGCCGUUCGGCUGUGCUGUAGUCAGCAUUGCAGAUCUCCUCACUGCUGACUCCAAGGACGACCACCUGCUCAAGGUUUAUGCGUGUAACACAGAGAGUGAGUGGUACCAGAUCCAUGAGAAUAUCAUCAAGAAGGCCAAUUCGAGAUACAACCUGUCUGGCUCCAACACCGGCCUGGCAGUGGCUCUCCAGCUCCUCCAUGGGGACAUAGAGCAGCUGAGAAGGGAGUACAUGGUCCUCUUCACCAGGGGUGUGUCCAUCACCAGGAAACUGGGCUUCUCGGAUGUCAUCAUGCCAGGGGAAAUGAGGAACGACCUCUACAUCACGCUGGAGAAAGGAGAGUUUGAGAAAGGCGGGAAGAGUGUGGCCAGGAAUGUGGAGAUCACCGUGUACGUGCUGGAUCUUGACGGACAGAUCCUCAAGAGUCACGUGGCUGCUGGCUCUGGCGAACCUGGUGGGGAUGAGUACCACUCUCUGGUGCUGUACCACAACAACAGCCCUCGCUGGGCGGAGCAGAUCAAGCUGCCCAUCCCGGUGGACAUGUUUCGGGGAUCGCACGUGCGGUUCGAGUUCCGACACUGCUCCACUAAAGACAAGGGAGAGAAGAAGCUGUUUGGCUACUCCUUCGUUCCUCUGAUGCAGGAGGAUGGCAGGACUCUACCAGAUGGCACCCAUGAGCUCAUCGUCCAUAAGUGUGAGGAGAAUGCCAACUUGGCGGACUGUUCCCGCUAUCUUAAACUGCCGUUUUCCAAGGCCAACCUCCCGUCCAACAAUCAGACACUGAAAGGCUCCAAGGAAUCCUUCUGGAUCACCAGCUUCCUCUGCUCCACCAAGCUCACACAGAAUGGUGAUAUGUUGGACCUGUUGAAGUGGCGAGCCCACCCAGAGAGGAUCAACGACAGCCUCUCCAAGCUGAAGGAGAUCGACGGCUCUGAGAUUGUCAAAUUUCUACAGGACACCCUCGACACCCUCUUUGGUAUUCUCGAUGAAAGCUCCCAGAGAUAUGGCCUCAAGGUUUUCGACUCGCUGGUCCAUAUCAUCAACCUCCUCCAGGACAGCAAAUUCCAGCACUUCAAACCAGUCAUGGACACCUACAUCGAGAGCCACUUUGCUGGAGCUUUAUCCUACAGGGACCUGAUCAAAGUGCUGAAGUGGUAUGUGGACCGCAUUGUUGACGCAGAGCACCAGGAUCACAUCCAGCAGGUGCUCAAGGCCAGCGAAUACAUCUUCAAAUACAUCAUCCAGUCCCGUCGGCUCUUCUCGUUGGCCACGGGCGGCCAGAACGAGGACGAGUUCCGCGUCUGCAUCCACGAGCUCUUCAUGUCCAUCCGCUUCUUCCUCUCCCAGGAAAACAAGGGCACCAGCCCCGUCACACAAACACAGGCGGUGUUCCUGCGGACAUUUCCUGCAAUCUACGGUGAGCUGCUGAAGAUCUUCACAGUGCGGGAGGUGGCCGGCUUUGUCAGGGAGACGCUGGGCAGCCUGCCAGCGGCUGUUCACGCUGAGUGCCCCCUGGAGGCUGUCAAACUGCAGUGCAUUGCCAAAACAGUGGAGAGCCAGCUUUACACUAACCCAGAGUCACGAUGCGUCCUGCUCCCGGUGGUGCUCCGCCUUCUCCAGGCCCACAUGCAGGAACAGAGAGACCUGGUGAUGUGUGCCCGCAUCCUCACCAGCAUGCUCUCCCUCAUCAAGAAGGAGGAAAAUGGCACAGCGGAGCCGGUGGUGUCUGAGGAGGUGGAGCUGAUUGUGGAGAGCCUGCUGGGAGUUUUACUGCGGACCAUCCUGGAGAUCACCAACCGCCCCCAACCGGCCGGACCCGCCCUGAGACUGCAGUUCCAGGAUGUCACUGGGGAGUUUGUGGCGUGCCUGCUAGCCCUGCUGCGACAGAUGAGUGACAGACACUACCAGCAGCUGCUGCAGGCCUUCAGCAACAAAGACGACCUGAGGGACUUCCUCCUUCAGAUCUUCACGGUGUUCAGGAUCCUGAUCCGACCAGAGAUGUUCCCCAAAGACUGGACUGUCAUGCGGUUGGUCACCAACAAUGUCAUCAUCACAACUGUCCUCUAUCUGUCUGAUGCUCUGCGAAAAAACUUCCUCAAUGACAAGUUUGACUACAAGGUGUGGGACUCCUAUUUCUACCUGUCUGUAAUAUUUAUCAACCAGCCCUGUCUUCAACUGGAGUCCUUCUCUCCCUCCAAGAGGAAGAAAAUACUGGAGAAGUAUGGAGACAUGAGGGUCAUGAUGGGCUGUGAGAUCUUCAGCAUGUGGCAGAAUUUAGGAGAACACAAGCUCAACUUCAUCCCGGCCAUGAUUGGUCCAUUCCUGGAGGUGACGCUGGUGCCCCAGCCUGACCUGAGAAAUGUCAUGAUCCCCAUCUUCCACGACAUGAUGGACUGGGAGCAGAGACGCAGCGGCAACUUCAAACAGGUGGAGGCCAAGCUGAUAGACAAGCUGGACAGCCUGAUGUCGGAGGGCAAAGGAGAUGAGACCUACAGAGAGCUCUUCAACAGCAUAAUUCCUCUGUUUGGUCCGUACCCUAGCCUGCUGAAGAAGAUUGAGAGAGAGACGUGGAGGGAGAGUGGGAUCUCUCUGAUUGCAACCGUCACUCGCUUAAUGGAGAGAUUGCUAGACUAUAGGGAUUGCAUGAAGCUGGGAGAGGUGGAUGGUAAAAAGAUCGGAUGCACUGUCAGUUUACUGAACUUCUACAAAACUGAGCUGAACAAAGAGGAGAUGUACAUCCGCUACAUUCACAAACUCUAUGACCUGCAUCUGAAAGCACAAAAUUACACAGAGGCCUCAUACACCCUGCUGCUGUAUGAUGAACUCCUGGAAUGGUCAGAAAGGCCGCUAAGAGAGUUCCUCAACUAUCCCAUGCAGAGCGAGUGGCAGAGGAAAGAGUAUCUGCAUCUCACCAUCGUCCAAAACUUCGACAGAGGGAAGUGUUGGGAGAAUGGCAUCAUCUUGUGUAGAGAACUGGCUGACCAGUAUGAGUCUUACUACGACUACAGGAACUUGAGCAAAAUGAGGAUGAUGGAGGCCUCCCUCUAUGAUAAGAUCAUGGACCAGCAAAGACUUGAACCUGAAUUCUUCCGAGUCGGCUUCUACGGAAAGAAGUUCCCCUUCUUCUUGCGGAAUAAGGAGUUUGUGUGCCGCGGCCAUGACUACGAGAGGCUGGAGGCUUUCCAGCAGCGGAUGCUCAAUGAGUUCCCCCACGCCAUCGCCAUGCAGCAUGUCAACCAGCCUGACCAGACCAUAUACCAGGCAGAGGCUCAGUACCUGCAGAUCUACGCUGUGACGCCCAUCCCAGAGAGCCAGGAUGUGCUGCAGAGAGACGGGGUGCCCGACAACAUCAAAAGCUUCUACAAGUUUAAUCACAUCUGGAGGUUCAGAUACGACCGGCCCUUCCACAAGGGCACCAAGGACAAGGAGAAUGAGUUCAAGAGCCUGUGGGUCGAGAGGACAACACUCACUCUGGUUCAGAGUCUUCCGGGCAUCUCCCGCUGGUUCGAAGUGGAGAAGAGAGAGCUGGUCGAGGUAAGCCCGCUGGAGAAUGCCAUCGAGGUGAUCGAAAACAAGAACCUGCAGCUGCGGACGCUGAUCACCCAGUGUCAGAGCCGACAGAUGCAGAACAUAAAUCCCCUCACCAUGUGCCUCAACGGGGUCAUCGACGCCGCUGUCAAUGGAGGGCUGGCCCGCUACCAGGAGGCUUUUUUUGUGAAGGACUACAUUAUGAAUCACCCCGAGGACGGGGACAAGAUCGGUCGACUGAGGGAGCUCAUGUUUGAACAGGCGCAUAUCCUGGAGUACGGGCUUGCUGUGCAUGAGAAAUUUGUUCCCCAAGACAUGAGGCCUCUGCAUAAAAAAUUAGUGGACCAGUUUCACCUGAUGAAGUCCAGUCUGGGCAUACAGGAGUUUCCGGCCUACGUGCGCGCCAGCCCCGUGCACUUCACCAACGGAAGCCCACGCACAUGCAGAAACUCUGUGCCCAACAUCAUUAGUCCAGAAGGUGGCAGAGGGGUUGCCAGGCGCAGUCCCCUCAGCUACCCCGCCGUGAACCGCUACUCCUCGUCCUCCCUGUCGUCUCAGGCCUCCAACGAAGUCAGCAACAUCACCGGGCAGUCGGAGAGUUCGGACGAAGUCUUCAACAUGCAGCCCAGUCCAUCUACCUCAAGCCUCAGCUCCAACCAUUCUGCCUCGCCCAAUGUCACCAGCUCAGCCCCCUCCAGUGCCAGAGGUUCGCCCCAGAUGGCCGACAAACACAAGCAUUCCAGAGAAAACGCCUGUCUGUCUCCACGAGAGAGACCAGUUAGUGCCAUCUUCCCUAAUCCCCUGGACCCUGCACAGCGAGCCCCUCCUCAUCAGAUAGGUGAUACCACCCUACCAAGGAGCGACCCCAACCUCUCAGCACCAGACAAAGUGAGACCUACGCCCAGUAGCUGGAGCCUAGACAGUGUCAAAGAGGGCGCUCCGUACUUCUCUGACUCUGUUGGCAAAUUGCUAUGCCCCCCUGUCCCUCCUAGGCCACCAUAUUCAGUAGGUUCUUCAGCUAAGAACAUGAGGUCGCAGUCACCUGUUCCCACUUCCAGAUCGCCGCAGAAGACCACGGCGCCACCUUUCACUCCUUCGCCCACCGAGUGCCAGUCUGCCGGUCUGGUGUCAAACUCCCCCGUCCUCUCCGGCAGCUACAGUAGUGGCAUCUCCUCCCUCAGUCGCUGCAGCGUCUCGGAAGCCUCAGGCACCGAGUUGCCUGCAGGUGACCACCCUACCCACCCCCUGCCCCCACCCGCCACCAUGCCAAACUCCGUCUCCAGCAGCUCAGACGAGCCAAUCCGCAGAGAGAACAAGACGCCACCCCCCUACAGUGUGUAUGAGAGGAACAACCCUCGCAGACCUGUGCCGCUGCCCCACAGUCUGUCAAUCCCGCCCCAGACGGACCCUCCGGCCCUGCCGCCCAAGCCUCAUCAGCUCCGCACAGGCAGCAUGAAGCUGGACGCAACCUCUGACCCCCGAGUCCCCAGACCCAGGCCUCUGCCCAGGAAGGUCUCCCAGCUAUAGGUGCUGGUUCUGGGCUAUGGAUAUAGAGCGAGGGUCUGGGCUGGUAGUAUGGAAUGGAAAAAACACACUGGCGCAUUUUGCACUUUUCUACUGGGCACUCACUUGCUUUUUUUUAAGUUCAGUUUGGCUCUCCUGACCAAUAGUCCAAUGAAAGACACAGACCUACAGUUUGACAGGCAGUCAAAAACUGGAGAGACUGUCAAACUCUGCAAGUCUCUUUUUGUAUUUACAAGAGGGCAUUGCAUUGACUUUGUCAUUCCGCACUUUUAGCUCUAGUAUGUACCAUAGAUCACCAUGGUCAAUCUCAUAACAUGUUUACCAGAACUUCUAAAAAAAAAAAAAAGACAGUUUUGAUAGAUGUAAUAAUCCCAAUAUAUGUAUAUUGGUAUAUAUGAGAAGUGUUUUUGCCUUAAGUAUUGGAAACAGAGUCUUUUAGCCGUGAGUCUUGCACGUUUUUUUUAAGUACUCUGUACUUUUGUAUACUGUAUGGCUAAAAAGGUGCUAGAGGUCUCGCGUAUGCAUUUCAGUGAAGUGUAGUAGACAAGGGUGUGUUCUCAUAGUCACGUCCACACUGGCAAUAGAAUGUCAAUUUGAAAGAAAAAAAAAGAAAAGAUCUUAGCACCUUGAAUCUGUGCUAAAAAAAA